AUUUUAAGCUCAGAUUUGCCUACAUUUACACGUUACAGAUAAGUAGUUUGAGAACCAUUUUUACCGUUACUGACUCUGAUAAGUAGUUGUUAUUUUGGCAAUUUUGUAAAGACAACAUGCCUUUCAAAUCUACUGGUGGGUUUAAGUGUUCAGAGUGUUAACCAAGAAAGUAACUGGAAGAUGAAUCAGUCCUUAAAAUCAUCAUUGAAUGUGUUUAGGUUCAAGUUGAUGGACCAGCUGCCUCAGCUCUUCAGUCGGCUCCACUCCAGUCAGUCCAGUCUGGCUGAGCGUGAGCAGCAGCCGCUCAACGUGUCCAGGAGGAACUACUUCAGGAGCAAGUCUGGACGCUCGCUCUACGUCUCCAUUUGCAACAUGCACCAGCACAUCAGCCAGAACCCCGACUGGUUCGAGAAGCAGCUGUCACCUGCAGGAGGCACCUCCGCCUCCUCUGACUCCCCCUCCAAACAACCUCCUCUCCCUGCUGCUCCAAGUCCUCCCCCAAAGCCUCCCUGCUACUCCUCAUCUCAGCCCGAGCAGAGGUUCGACUCUGGCCUGGUGCUGAAUGAGGUGGUGGUGAGGACGCCGCCGCUGGAAGGCAGCGAUAGAGCCCCGAGGAGGAACAUGCUCCUGCUGGCCCCUGGCUCCAGUUCCAGCCUCAACCUUGGCCCAAGUCCCAGUCCCAGUCCAGGUCUCUGUCCCAGUCCAGGUCUCUGUCCCAGUCCUGGGCUGUGUCCUAGUCCAGGCCUGCCACACUGCACUCUGUCUGCGCUGGGACCAGCUUCAAGGUCAACCUCUGGGAUAUCUGGACUUUUACCUGAAGAGCCUUCCUCCUCCUCAUCAUCCUCAGCUGCCUCCAUUCUGCAGGAUGAGGUGUGCCCUGUCCCCGCCCAGCCAGAGGAGAGCUGUCCUUCUGCUCCUGAGGUCCCGCCUCCUCGGGAUUCGGGUAUCUAUGAUUCGUCUGUCCCCUCUUCAGAGCUUUCAAUUCCUCUAAUGGAAGGACUGUCACAUGACCAAGCAGACUCCUCCUCCUUGGCUGACAGCGAAUCGUCUUCUUCUGGGCUGGGGGACGAGGAGCCACCGGCCGUCGCGUCGCUCCGCUGCAGCGCCACCGCAGUGUGUAAAGCCGAGCUGCACCACCAUCACCACAGCGACUCUCUCGCUCCUGUGGCAUCAUUGUAGAGGAUGCCAACAGCCAAUCAAAGGAGGACCCAAAACUGUACUGGUCUUAGCCCUGAAAGUGCUGUCAUCCCCAUGGAAACAAAACUGGAAGACAUUAAAGGCAUUGGAGGAACUCAUAUGUGGAAACAAAGUUCUAGAACACGAGUUCUUGUCAGCUAUGGAGACCACUAUGUUGUAGGACUCGCCUUUGCAUUCUGAAACACUAACUAUGGCAACUAUGGUGACACUACUUCCUGGUAAUCAUGGCAACCACUGAUGUUAAACCUGUAGUCCCUACUAAAUGUGGUAAACACCACUGUGUUUCUUGAAUACUGUUACCUCGUAGCUAUGGAAACCCCUUCAUUUUGAAACUCCAUUCCCCAGAGUUUAUGGUAACAAUGCCGUUCUGCAACAUUAGUCCAUGGUAACUAUGGUAACCACAAAGUUCUAGGACCAUAUUCCCUGGUCACUGGGGUAACCACUGGGUUGUAGAACAUUGGUCACAGGUAGCUGUGGUACUUACUGUGUUCUAGAGCAAUAGCCCAGCUAACUAUGCUAAAUACUGAGUUCCACAAUGUUGACAACUACUAUGAAUGAGGUAAAUACGGAGUUCUGAAACACAAAUCCCUGGUAACUAUGGAAACCACUGCAUUUUUCGAAUAACAGUCCUAUUAACUAUGGGAACCACAGAGUUCUGGAACACUACUUCUUAGUGGACCUUUGGUAAUGACUACAUCUCUGAAUACCAGUCCAGGUGACUAUGGUACCAACUGAGUCCUCAAACAGUAGUGCCUCGUCACUGUGGUAACCAUUGGGUUGUGGAGCAUUUGUCACUGUGGUAACCACUGCAUUCUGGAGCAAUACCCAAGUAACUUUGGUAACCAAUGUGUUCUAGAACGUUGACAACUACGAUAACUAAAAUAACCACUGAGUUCUAGAACCAUAGUCCCUGGUUGCUGUGGUAAUCACUGAGCUGCAGAACCUUGGUCACCAGUAAAUGUGGUAACUGCUAAGUUCUGGAGCUUUACUCCCUGGUAGCAAUGAUAGUGAUGCAUUUGUCCAAAUAACGAGGAUAACUGCCAUGUUCUGGAGUGAUGAUGAUUCCACUAGCUAAGGGAAACACAGAGUUCAUGAACUCUGCUCCCUGGUAACUAUGGUAAGUGGGUCAUCUAGAAUGCUAGUCUCUGGUAACUAAGGUACUUUGUUUGUACCACUGACCCACCUGCCUGGAGGGUUUUUGAAGGACUGGAUCUCCAGACGCAGGUGGAUCAGAACCAAUCAGUUCAAACCAAAGACUGCCUCGGCACUGCAUACUGAUGGAUGGAUGGAUGGAUGGAUGGAUGGACGGAUGGAUGGAUGGAUGGAUGAUUAGUGACGGCUGACUCGUGUGUUUGGGUAGAAGUUCGGUACCAAAACAAGACUCUGAAACAAACUGCAUGUUUGGAUGCAGAAAUGCGAGAAGGCACAGGAUCGCAAACAUGUUCAGAUGUGGCCCAGCAACAACAUUCAACAGGAUCAAAGUAGCUGAGUGCUAAAUGCAUGAACACAUAAAGGACAUUGAGAUUUUGGCAACAGGAGGCUUUUUGUACUAUUACUUGUAAUCUCAACAUUUUGGACCUACAACAACAAUUUCCACAAAACCACAUGAAUACUGUUUUUUUCUAAAGUUGCAAUACCUUAAAUGUGCCUUUUUAUAUUCAGAGUAGAAAGGGAAGGAGCAUUGUGGUACUAUUGAAGACCUGUCAACAAUGGUACCAACACCUGAUAAUGUGACACGAUGUGGGACAAGAGCAUACACUUGUGAACUGAAAUGUAGUUUCUUUUCACUGCAUCUUAAUUCAGACAAUAAAAUUGGCAUUUAUGCAUGAUAAGAUGUGAUUACAUUAAGCUUUUAUGGUAUUGGAUAUUGAUGUUACAUUUAUAGAUGUACAUUUCCUAAUAUUUUGAACUAAUUUUCAGACAUUGUUGCAGGAAGCAGCAAAGAUGAGGGGCUUUGGUUUUAAAAAUGACCAAAUUACUUUAAAUAAGGCGAGUUCCUCCAGGACAAUGAAAGGUUGACGAGUUUGUCAAAUGAAAUGCUGAAAUGAUGUCACACUUUGAUGUAUUAAGUCAAAAUUCUGAGAAAGUAAACACAGUUUUUUACUUUUUAUGUCAGAAUUCAGCAAUGACGAACCAUUAUUUCUACUAUAACUUGAAACUUUUAUGUGUCUCCUAUUAUUUUGACUUAAUUUGAGAUUUUUUAUAUAAAUGUAAUAGCUUCUGUAAGUCUUUUUUUUUUACAUUUUCCUGACUGGGCCGUUGUUGAUCUCUUGUACAUAUUUCAUGAUAGUCAGAGGACACUGUGACUAUCAGUUACUGAUUUUUUUUUUUUUUCUUUUCACGAUCAGCAACUGCACUUGGUUUUCUGGAUCAAAAAUCACGAGUCCUGUGUUUUUUUAAGUGUUGAUAAAGUCCUUUUAAAGUGUGUUUUCUGACUCUAAGUUGCUGCUGAAGGCUGAGGAUCGAUGGCUUUUGGUUCAUCCACAGGUUUGAGUUGUUGGAAGGAAGGACUGAGCAUUUCCCACUUGUAAAUAUUUGUAGUUUUCUCUGAAAAUGUCUGAUUUUAUUUUGUAUAGACUGUCAUUUUAGUAUUUUUUUCAAAUUUUAAAGAAAUAUCUUUUUAGAGCUGUACUGUUUUAUAGUACUUUAAUUUAGGAAGUAAAUAAAUCCAUCUAUGAAAACCUU
This is a messenger RNA of Stegastes partitus (bicolor damselfish), 3882 nucleotides long. RefSeq names its product interleukin-17 receptor D. Gene Ontology annotation, molecular function: interleukin-17 receptor activity. Lineage: Eukaryota; Metazoa; Chordata; Actinopteri; Pomacentridae. The record is from RefSeq and is a predicted model, not a curated record. The transcript is spliced from 3 exons. Bases 181 to 1179 code for a protein of 332 amino acids.